AUGCCAUUUCAUCAGGGUCUUCUCCCUCGCGAGGGAUUCUGCAUGGACGUAGUCUUGCGUCUCAUCCGCCAGACCGCGCUGAAUCCAUCGCUGCUGCUGCCCCUCGUCCUGCUCGCGCGGUACACCAAGCAGGGCCAGGACCUCUCCAUCCUCCAUCCCGACGCCAACAAGCGACUGCACACGCUCACCUACCUAGCCCUAGCGCGCUUUGUCAGCAACUGGUUCUCGGACAAGGUGCGCAACAACUGGGUGGACGACAAGUACGACUGGUCCAAGGAGAUCGUCGUCGUGACGGGUGGCGCAGGCGGCAUCGGUGGUGAGAUUGUCAAGUUGUUCGAGGAAAAGGGCGUGACGGUUGUUGUCCUUGAUGUGCAGCCCAUGAGCUUCUCGCAUGGCUCCUGCGUUCAUCACUUUAACUGUGAUCUUCGCUCCCCUCAGGCCGUCAAUGCCACCGCCGACCAGAUCCGCGCCCAGAUCGGCCACCCUACCGUUGUCAUCAACAAUGCCGGCGUCGCACGCGGCAAGACCGUCCUCGAGGCCGAUCCGGCGGAUAUCCGUUUCACGUUCGACGUGAACACAUUCGCCCCCUUCUGGACGGCCCAGGCAUUCCUCCCCCACAUGGUCGAGGGGAACCACGGCAUGAUCGUGACGGUCUCCUCGUACGCAUCCUGGCUGACGAUUUCCAACAUGGUCGACUACGGAGCCAGCAAAGCAGCCUCUCUCGCCUUCCACGAGGGCAUCACGGCUGAGAUCGCCACCAAGUACAAGGCCAACAAGGUGCGGACGGUCGUGGUGCACCCCGGCCACACGCGGACGCCGCUGUUCCAAGGCUAUGACCAGAAGACCGGCUUCCUCAUGCCGGAGCAAUUUCCUGAAUCCAUCGCGCAAGCCGUCGUCGAGAAGGUCCUCUCUGGGACGAGCGGGAGCGUCAUCCUGCCCGAGACGGGUGGCUUGCUGCCUGGUCUGAGGGGAUUCCCGGACUGGUAUCAGCUGCGUGUGCGUGCCAAGGCGCAGUACAUGGACAAGUGGAAGGGCAGGCAGGUCAUCUCCGAUGUGAACGCAACGUAUGACAAGGAGGAUGCCAGCGAGAGUACGGUCCUCGUAUCCGAGGAGAAGCAGUAA
Emericellopsis cladophorae is the source of this 1122-nucleotide messenger RNA. Its product is annotated as Short-chain dehydrogenase/reductase family 16C member-like protein. The coding region runs from base 1 to 1122 and encodes 373 amino acids. The record is from RefSeq and is a predicted model, not a curated record. Gene Ontology annotation, molecular function: oxidoreductase activity, acting on the CH-OH group of donors, NAD or NADP as acceptor. Lineage: Eukaryota; Fungi; Ascomycota; Sordariomycetes; Hypocreales; Bionectriaceae. The transcript has 2 exons.